AUGGCUCUCCCUAUCACUGACGAUGACCUCGACGGACUGAAGCAGCCCUAUGUGACUUUCUCGUCUGGUUCAGCAUCACCACCGCAAUCGACGACUGACGCUAUGGAUCUCGAAGAGCAGGUACUCGACGCAAUCAAGAGUGAUGCUUUCCUGGUGGACUGGGUUGGCGAGGAUGACAAGGGAAAUCCUCAGAAUCUACCUUACUGGCGCAAGUGGGUGAUCACAAUGUCUUUGGCAUUGUAUGCUCUCUCGACGACGUUUUCUUCGUCGGUCUUCGGGGCUGCAACGCACGUUCUCGCAGAAGAGUUUGCCUUGCCCGCGGAGACGGUCGUGCUCGGUUGCACUUCCCUCUUCAUGGUAGGAUUCGCUACCGGGCCCAUCUUCUGGGGACCCUUCAGCGAGGCUUUUGGCCGGACUCGACCUCUUCUGGCAGGCUACCUGGCCUUUGCGGUCCUGCAACUGCCCAUCGCCGACGCAAGAAGUCUGACCUCCAUAUGUAUCCUGCGCUUUCUGGGAGGAUUCUUCGGCGCAGCGCCUUCGUCAAUCCUGUCAGGCAUCUUGGCAGAUAUCUGGUCUCCCAGAGAACGAGGUUUCGCUAUGCCUACAGUUGGCGCGUUUCUGACUAUCGGGCCAAUCCUCGGACCGCUGAUUGGAUCAGUCCUCGUCCAGAGCGUGCUCGGUUGGCGGUGGAUCGCGAAUGUCGUUGCGAUCGCCUCGUUCUUCAUUGCUGUCUUUACCUUUCCAUUCCUCCCCGAAACGUACACGCCAUUGCUUUUGGCGCGUCGUGCUGAACGCAUGCGACAUAUGACACGCAACUGGGCUUACCGUUCCAAAUCUGAAGAAGCGCAGAGCAGUAUUGGCGAUUUUGCGGAGCGUUACUUGCUUCGGCCUGCUCGCAUGCUGGCCCUUGAACCCAUUCUUUUAAUGAUGACACUCUAUGUCAGUGUGUCUUUCGGUCUGUUGUACAACUUCUUUCUGGCAUACCCAACAUCGUUCAUUCAGGAGCGCGGCUGGGACCAGACGACUGCCAGUCUUCCACUCAUCUCCAUCCUCGUGGGCGUCAUUAUCGCAGGAGCACUACUUUCGUUUACGACCAACUCCAGAUGGGCACCGAACGCCAAAGAGGGACGACCUCAGGAGACAAGACUUUUGCUCAUGAUGGUUGGCGCUGUCUCGCUCCCAGCUGGAAUGUUCCUCUUCGCUUGGACAAGCUCCGCUACCAUGAAUCCUUGGCCUCAAAUCUUGUCGGGUAUUCCUACUGGCUUCGGUAUCCACUUGAUCAAUAUGCAGGGCAUGAACUACAUCAUCGACUCUUACAAAAUUUAUGCGAACUCGGCCAUAGCCGCUAACACCUUCUUGAGAUCCCUGUUCGCUGCAGGAUUUCCGAUCUUGGCGACUUCGAUGUAUGCUGCAAUCGGAGUAAAAUGGGGAACGACCAUUCUUGCAUUGCUUGCAGUUGCCAUGAUCCCGAUCCCGAUACUGUUCUACUACUUCGGUGCCAAAAUCAGAGCGAAGAGCAAGUGGCAGCCACCUUUGUAA
Molecule: messenger RNA, 1539 nt
Organism: Cercospora beticola
Lineage: Eukaryota; Fungi; Ascomycota; Dothideomycetes; Mycosphaerellales; Mycosphaerellaceae
Gene: CTB4
Product: MFS transporter
Biological process (GO): transmembrane transport
Cellular component (GO): plasma membrane
Molecular function (GO): transmembrane transporter activity
Source: RefSeq, a predicted model, not a curated record